This is a messenger RNA of Myotis brandtii (Brandt's bat), 2016 nucleotides long. It is a transcript of the gene ACSS1, whose product is annotated as acyl-CoA synthetase short-chain family member 1. The transcript is spliced from 15 exons. NCBI's taxonomy places the organism in Eukaryota, Metazoa, Chordata, Mammalia, Chiroptera, Vespertilionidae. Gene Ontology annotation, molecular function: AMP binding; acetyl-CoA synthetase activity. Bases 1 to 1812 code for a protein of 603 amino acids. The record is from RefSeq and is a predicted model, not a curated record. Gene Ontology annotation, cellular component: mitochondrion.
AUGAGCCCCAGCUCAGGCUGUGGCGCUCAGCCCCAGCUGCACAUUAGCACCACCCAGGGAGCCUUGAAACCACAAGUCAACUGCUUGGAUCGGCAUGUUCAGAAGUCCCCAGAGAGUGUUGCUUUGAUCUGGGAGCGAGAUGAACCCGGAACUGAAGUGAGGAUCACCUACAGGGAACUGUUGGAGACCACGUGCCGCCUGGCCAACACAUUGAAGAGGCAUGGAGUUCGUCGAGGGGACCGUGUGGCCAUCUACAUGCCUGUGUCCCCACAGGUUGUGGCUGCAAUGCUUGCCUGUGCCAGGAUUGGGGCUGUCCACAAUGUCGUCUUUGCUGGCUUCAGUGCACAGUCCUUGGCUGGGAGGAUCAAUGAUGCAAAGUGCAAGGUGGUUAUCACUGUCAACCAAGGACUGAGGGGAGGACGCGUGUUGGAGCUGAAGAAGAUAGUGGAUGAAGCCGUGAAGCACUGCCCAACAGUCCAGCAUGUCCUGGUGGCUCACAGGACGGAAAACAAGGUCCCCAUGGGGAAGCUGGAUGUCCCCCUGGAGGAGGCCAUGGCCAAGGAGGACACUGUGUGUGCCCCAGAGAGUAUGGGCAGCGAGGACAUGCUCUUCCUGCUGUACACGUCCGGGAGCACCGGGAAGCCCAAGGGGCUGGUGCACACCCAGGCGGGCUACCUGCUGUUUGCCGCCCUGACGCACAAGCAUGUGUUUGACUACCGGCCGGGAGACAUCUUCGGCUGCAUGGCCGACAUUGGCUGGAUCACUGGGCACAGCUACGUGUUAUAUGGGCCCCUCUGCAAUGGAGCGACCAGUGUCCUUUUUGAGAGCACUCCAGUUUACCCUGAUCCUGGUCGGUAUUGGGAAGUGGUGCAGAGGUUGAAGAUCAAUCAGUUCUAUGGAGCCCCAACGGCUUUCCGGCUGUUGAUAAAAUAUGGCGACACCUGGGUGAAGAAGUAUGACCGCUCGUCCCUGCGGACUCUGGGGUCAGUGGGAGAACCAAUCAACCGCGAGGCCUGGGAUUGGCUCCAGGAAGUGGUGGGGGACCGCAAAUGCACGCUGGUGGACACCUGGUGGCAGACAGAGACAGGCGGCAUCUGCAUCGCACCACGGCCCUCGGAAGAAGGGGCGGAAAUCCUCCCUGCCAUGGCGAUGAGGCCCUUCUUUGGCAUUAUCCCGGUCCUCAUGGAUGACAAGGGGAACGUUUUGGAGGGCAACAAUGUCUCCGGGGCUCUGUGCCUCUCACAGGCCUGGCCGGGCCUGUCCAGGACCAUCUACGGAAACCACCAGAGGUUCCUAGAGACCUAUUUCAAGGUUUACCCAGGCUACUACUUCACUGGAGACGGAGCUCUCCGAACCGAGGGAGGCCAUUACCAGAUCACGGGGCGGAUGGACGACGUCAUCAACAUCAGCGGCCACAGGCUGGGCACUGCAGAGGUCGAGGAUGCGAUGGCGAGCCACCCUCAAGUGCCCGAGACCGCUGUCAUUGGCUACCCCCACGACAUCAAAGGAGAAGCUGCAUUUGCCUUCAUUGUGUUGAAAGAUAACGUAGGUGACGCGGAUGCAGUGGUGAAUGAGCUCAGGUCCACAGUGGCCACCAAGAUUGCCAAGUACGCUGUGCCUGAUGAGAUUCUGAUAGUGAAACGCCUUCCAAAAACUCGGUCUGGAAAAGUCAUGCGGAGGCUCCUGAGGAAGAUCAUCACGGGCAAAGCUCAGGAUCUGGGGGACACCACCACCCUGGAGGACCCCAACAUCAUCUCGGAAAUACUGAGUGCCUACCAGAAGCACAAAGACAAGAAGGCUGCUCGCCAGUGAUGGGCUGUGACCAAGACCCAGCGCCCAAGCCCCUAACUUGUCCUAGGACAUGGCUGUCAGUUGGCUUGUUUUUAGAUGUCCCAGAGAAGUGCCCUCCCAGCACAUAACCCACACCGCCCCUCGUGGAAAGUCCGUGCUAAAACCCCUUCCCCUUUGUGUUGGAGAACCCAUGCGACGAUUCUAUAAAAUUGGUUAGAGUCUGUU